AUGACAAACGAUGUUAUUAUCAAACAAAAAGAAGAUGUGAGUGAGUCUUCUCAAGUAACGAAGAACGUUGAUGAUGUCUCUACGUUGGCGGUUGCAGGUAAAGAAGAAGCAGAAGUAGAAUCACAAGAUAUCGUUGUGAAAUCUGUAGAGGAAUCGGCGGUGGAAGAAGAAAUCGAAGAAACCGAAAAAGUUGUCAAUACCAGUUUCGAACCACAUGAUAACGUAGUUGUUGAUCUGAUUUCUAAUGGUAAUGGGCAUGAAUUUGAUAAAGAUGAACGCAUUAGACAGUUGGAAAUUCAAAUAUCAAUGUUGAAGACGGAUGGCAGUCAAUCGAUAAAUUCAGAUAGCACAGAAGUUGAAGCGCUUAGGAAACAAUUGACUCUGAUAGUGGAUGAACGGGAUAAUAUUAAAGCUAAUUACGACACGUUGCUAAGUAAAUUAUCCGGGAUGAAGCAAAUUUUUUCUAAAAUGAAAGAAGCACAAGCUGAAUUAGAAGAACAAAAGGCAAUAGCAUUAAAAUUAACUGAAGAAAAUGAAGAUAUUAAAGGACAAGCUGAGAAGCUAACAUUUGAAAAGGAAUCACUUGCCGAACAAAAUCAUUCUUUCAAAGAAGAAUUACAGGAUUUAAACGGUGAAUGCGAUCGAUUAUCUAAAACAUUAACUGAAUUAAGACGUGAAUUACUGUCAAAAGAUGAAAGUUAUCUGGAGGACAAAUAUGAAUUAGAGAAUGCCAAUGCUAAAUUGCAGAAGAAAGUGCAUGAUUUGAAGCAAGAAGUGAAUGAUUUGAGCGUAUUACGAGAUGAAUUGACCUUAGAGGGGAAAGAUUAUCAAGGCAAGAUUGAUACCUUAACAGAGAGGAUAACUGGGAAAGAUGAAGAGAUUGCUAAUUUAGAAGACCAAAUCAUUGAGUUAAAGAAAGCUAUAAGCGAGAAAGAAAAUGAAUAUGAGGAACAAUCUCAAAAAUAUUCAACCCAAAUAUCAUCCCUUGAAAGCAAAGUUGCUGAUCUUGAGGAAGAAAAAAGUAUAUUAACCUCAAGCGUUAGUCAACUUACUGAUCAAGUUACAUCCUUAAGUGGAGAUCUUAAUCAAGUGGAAGAGUUAAAAUCCGAAGUACAUUCCAAACUGUUACAAAUUGGGAAAUUGAGACAUGAAGCAGUUAUUCUCAACGAACACUUAACCAAGUCUUUAACUAUGAUCAACCAACAGACAAACAAUUCCAACAAUACUGUUGAUAGGGAAUUGAUUUCUAAUGUAAUUAUAUCCUUUUUACAAAUACCCAGAGGGGAUACCAAAAAGUUUGAAGCAUUACAAUUAAUAUCAGCAUUAUUACAAUGGGAUGAUCAACAGAAAGUGGCUGCGGGCCUUUCUCUGGGAGGCCAAAGAGCAAAUGGUGGUACAAAGGGUCAGCUUGCUCAUAGACAAAGCUUCAUUAGUUUAUGGACCGAUUAUUUGGAGAAGGAAAGCCAUACGUGA
Lizanozyma spartinae is the source of this 1473-nucleotide messenger RNA. RefSeq lists its product as uncharacterized. Gene Ontology annotation, molecular function: small GTPase binding. Gene Ontology annotation, cellular component: Golgi apparatus. The coding region runs from base 1 to 1473 and encodes 490 amino acids. The record is from RefSeq and is a predicted model, not a curated record. Lineage: Eukaryota; Fungi; Ascomycota; Pichiomycetes; Serinales; Debaryomycetaceae. The transcript has a single exon. Gene Ontology annotation, biological process: endoplasmic reticulum to Golgi vesicle-mediated transport; Golgi organization.